Messenger RNA from Ipomoea triloba (trilobed morning glory), 846 nucleotides. RefSeq lists its product as uncharacterized. NCBI's taxonomy places the organism in Eukaryota, Viridiplantae, Streptophyta, Magnoliopsida, Solanales, Convolvulaceae. Bases 1 to 846 code for a protein of 281 amino acids. The transcript is spliced from 3 exons. The record is from RefSeq and is a predicted model, not a curated record.
AUGAGCAAGGCAUAUGAUAGGGUAGAGUGGGGGUUCCUAGAAGCAGUUAUGUUGAAGCUGGGGUUCAGUGCGAGAUGGGUGGCAUUGAUUAUGUACUGUGUUCGAACUGUGGAGUACAAUGUGUUAGUAGAGGGGGAGGAGGUGGGGCCUAUUAAUCCGGGGAGGGGUUUGCGUCAAGGUGACCCGUUGUCCCCGUAUCUAUUUAUACUGGUGGCGGAAGGGUUGAGCGUUGCGGUUAAACAGCAGGAAUAUGCGAAUACUCUUGAGGCUGGUGUGGUUGCUGCAAUUCUGGGAGAAUAUGCGCUAGCUUCAGGCCAGGAGGUAAAUUUCGAUAAGUCUUCGCUCUCUUUUAGUGCCAAUGUGGGUCGUGAAGAUAGGGAGGCUGUGAGUACACUAUUAGGUGUUUCGGCAGGGGAGAGUGAAUUGUGUCGAGAGGUGGAAAGGAUCCUAAAUGAGUUUUGGUGGAAUGGUCGCGGGCGAGGUGGGAUGCGAUGGAUGAGGUGGGAAAGUUUGUGUACGCCCAAGAAGGUAGGAGGGCUGGGAUUCCGGCGAGUGCGGGAGUUCAACAUAGCGAUGCUUAGUAAACAGGCAUGGCGACUGGUGAAAUUCCCUGACUCCUUGGUGGCACGGGUGUUUAAGGCGAGGUAUUAUCCUAGAAGUCAGUUCAUGGAUGCUAAGCUGGGGUAUAAUCCGUCGUUCAUUUGGAGAAGUGUUUGGCAGACGAGGGCUGUGUUGGAACGUGGGGGCUGUUGGAGGGUAGGGGAUGGUGGUACCAUAAGGGUGUGGGGGGAUGCAUGGAUUCCCAAUAAGUUGAAUAUGAAGGUUGAGACGGAGAUGCCGGAGUAG